AACACACAGUUUUCAUUAACACAAAAAUUAACUCUCCAAUUGUAUUUACUAUAUUUGGCAAAGGAUUUUCUAUAUCUUCUUUUUUUAUAUGUCUUUCAGGUUGAGCAAGAGGAUGGAGACAUGAGGCAAAGCCUACGAAGCCUGAAUCUUUGAGACGAAAGUGAAAGUUUUGAUACUCUUCAUAAAAGAAGGUGAACUUUAGCUGAGGUCUUUGGUGUUGUACUAGUUAUUGUAAAAGCUAGUACAAACCAUUUAUUUGAAGCUAAACUUUUUGUUUUGAAUUUGUUACAGAAAACUGGAAAAAGACGCCUUGAACUUUAACAAACCAUAGAUAGUUGAACACUUGACAUUAGAUAAACAUUUUAUUGGAUGCAAAUGGAUUUAUACAAGCAAGUGUAAUUGUAUUGGUAAGAGGAAAGGUAUAACUUAAUAAAUCAAUUAUUGGAAUUGGAUAAAAGGAUAAAAAAAGCAUCUUUGGAGAUAUACUUAUAUGUACAUUAACUUGUAACGUAUGAACAUGGACAUUUAACAUAUCGUUUGCGGACAAAAAAAAGGAAAUUUAACAUUUUAUAAAUGCAUAAAAAAGGACAAAUGCAACGAUAAAAGCAUGAAGUAGCCGUUGUGCUGGGUAUAAGAAGAAGCUUAAUUCAUCGUUCCUUCUUCGAAAACCUCACAGAAUCGCAAAAAGAAAAAACGAUAAUGUCGAGUUUCAGAUAUCUUUCUAGUAAAAACGCUUCAGCUGUGGAGGAUCUUCUUUCACAGGCCAAGGAUCUCUACGAUCUUGAGCAAGUCGCCGCCAUCAACCUUGCUGGCUUCACCGAUUCUGCUCUUCCCACUAAUCUUGAAACCCGUUUCCGCCGUCUCAAAUCUCUCCCGGUUUCUCGACAACCCGACCCGGUUUCUCGACAACCCAACCCGGUUUCAUCGUCCAAGAAGCUUCUCUUCCACUCCAAGAGCAUGGCCGAGAAGAAUCACGUAAACGCGUUUUCUGCUUCUGCUUUUUCCGUUGAUGAGAAAAGGAACUUCUCCGGAAGAAUCAAACAUGUUCCGAGUGUGCAUUCUCGUCCGUUGGUUUCAUCUGUUGACGGAACUCGGGUUUUCUCGGGAAGUAUCAAACGCGACCAGAGUGUAAAAUCUCGAGAUGGUAAGGUUUUGUCGCCGCCAACAACAACAGCACAAGCAGUGAAGCUACUUUCUAAAGAGAAAUCAAGAACUAGCUCAGCGUCGUCUGCCUCUAUUGAUUUAAUGUCGCCAUCAUCGUCCGAACCAGACCAAGAAAAACGGUCAAACAGGAAACCAAAGUCCAAGUUGUUAGUUUCGUGGUUUGACAAGUUAGCACCAUCAAGAGCCAUGGGUUGCUUAUUUUCUCCAAGCAUAGCGUCAUCAUCAAACAACAAAAAACACAAGAACAGCAGCAAACCGUAUGAUCCCUGAGUAGAAUUGACUGCUGAAGAAUGAUAAAUCACACUUGUUAAAUAGUCGGAGCUCUAUGGGCUUUUAUUAUUUUUGGUUUGUUGAUUUUGAAAUAAACAAAAGAUUAUGUUCGGAUUUGAAAUAUUUGUGAAUACUCAAUAAAUAGCAUGAUAUGUAUUAACAAAAUGACAUGUUCGCAGUCUGGAAUAAACAAAAGAUCAUGGGUUGCUUA
Brassica napus (rape) is the source of this 1645-nucleotide messenger RNA. RefSeq lists its product as uncharacterized. Lineage: Eukaryota; Viridiplantae; Streptophyta; Magnoliopsida; Brassicales; Brassicaceae. Bases 700 to 1434 code for a protein of 244 amino acids. The record is from RefSeq and is a predicted model, not a curated record. The transcript has a single exon.